Peronospora matthiolae is the source of this 645-nucleotide messenger RNA. Lineage: Eukaryota; Oomycota; Peronosporomycetes; Peronosporales; Peronosporaceae. The record is from the annotation of a GenBank genome assembly.
AUGCCCCGACAUGAGGAGUUCAUGUUCGAUUCAUCUGCUUUCUCGGGGGACGCGAUCGACCGUCUACGAGCACUCUGCGGAGCCUCGGGGGCUCGAACUGGCAGUACCAGGUUCGAGAAGGCACGUACGAUGAGUGGUCGGUUAGUGGAAGGCAUCGUGGCUUGCAGACGUCUGCCGAAUUUUGUCAAACAAGUCCUGCGCAGCGAAGAACGGCUGCGCCUGUAUAGCACCGUCCAGGCCCAGGUUGAAGGCAAGCUAAUCCUGCAAUUGGAUCGAGACCGUCGAGUCAAAGUGUGCCGAAGAACGUCGAAGGACUUAAGUGCGACCAUCUUGGAAUCAGCGGAAUUAGCGCGGGCUUAUCUUACCGCACUCUCCCUCAUGCUUAGUCAAACCAAGAAGAUCAGCUAUGACUUCAACAAGACGAUCCACUUUUACUUCUUUACGCGGACAACAGCGAAUAGCCACAAAGCAGUCCGGGUGCCUUUCUUCGAAGGAAUGUAUCGGCUCCAAAAAGCUCACCGACCGGAAAGAGGUUCGGUCUAUCAACGGCUUAAUGGUCACCUCAUGGACGGCGAGUGGGGUAUAAUGUGCACCUCCAUAACCUCACCCGUUUUAGUGAUGUGGGCAAAAUCGCGGCAUUUUUGA